Liolophura sinensis is the source of this 504-nucleotide messenger RNA. RefSeq names its product short stature homeobox protein-like. The record is from RefSeq and is a predicted model, not a curated record. Lineage: Eukaryota; Metazoa; Mollusca; Polyplacophora; Chitonida; Chitonidae. The transcript is spliced from 3 exons. Gene Ontology annotation, cellular component: nucleus. The coding region runs from base 91 to 504 and encodes 137 amino acids. Gene Ontology annotation, biological process: regulation of transcription by RNA polymerase II. Gene Ontology annotation, molecular function: DNA-binding transcription factor activity, RNA polymerase II-specific; sequence-specific double-stranded DNA binding.
AAACAGCGCCGCUCACGGACAAACUUCACACUAGAGCAACUAAACGAACUGGAACGUCUAUUUGAGGAGACACAUUACCCAGAUGCCUUCAUGAGAGAAGAACUAAGCCAAAGAUUAGGCUUGUCAGAGGCUAGAGUUCAGGUAUGGUUCCAGAAUCGAAGAGCCAAAUGCCGAAAACAGGAGAGUCAGAUGCAGAAAGGAAUGAUUCACCAAGCCAUAGGUGCUUCUCCUUUCCUUGAUAGCUGUCGGUUGGGGCCCUUUAUCACAAUGCCAACAAUGCGAUAUCCCUUUGAGAGACUGCCUUACCCCCCUUUAGGCGCUCACUAUAACUUUCUACAGAUGGCGCCACAUUCGUUUCACCCCAUGCUGUUAUGCCCUACACCACAUUACCCUGGACUUAACUACAGCGUUUUAUCAGAGAACCCUGAAAAAUCUGCCAAAAAUUCCAGCAUUGCUGAUUUAAGACUGAAGGCCCGACAACACCUGGCUACCUUGGGCCUAUGA